CCUCGCGCGCGGGUGCUUGGAUGCAUCAUCUGCGAACAGGCUUGUUCGAUCUUUGCACAUUGCAAAAGCCCAGCAAAACAGCCCAGGACCACGGGCAUGGGCGCGCAUCAUCCAUGGUUAUUAAGCGCUCCCUGAUUGAGCAUGGCAAAUCUCGGGAUCAAUGCGUAGAUGGAAUGGAAAAGCAACAUGAGCUGCAGAAGAUAGUUGUGCUCGGUGUAUCCGCACACUCUCUGUACGGAUACAACAACUUCAUGCUUCCCUCCAGAGGCCCCAUUUGUUCUAGAAUACACUUAAAUAGCCAGCACCACCACAGGGCUGAAGUGGCCGUCAAGCAUCUGGAGUUUGUGCGUUGCAUAGAAAGAGUAUUCGCAGUGACAAGCAAAUUGCUUGCGACGGGGCGUCUCCUUGUUCGUUAUGCUGGCGGGUCCUGGCUUGUUUCGAUGGUUGCUGACGGGAAACCUUCCCCUCAUUUCCAAAGCAUGAGCUUCUAUCCGUACGAAUAGCCUACGACGCGGAGUAC
Colletotrichum phormii is the source of this 520-nucleotide messenger RNA. RefSeq lists its product as uncharacterized. NCBI's taxonomy places the organism in Eukaryota, Fungi, Ascomycota, Sordariomycetes, Glomerellales, Glomerellaceae. The coding region runs from base 21 to 503 and encodes 160 amino acids. The transcript has a single exon. The record is from RefSeq and is a predicted model, not a curated record.